CUCAAAUCUCUCUGUUCGCAUCCAAUGGCUUGUGUUCUGAUUACUGGUGCUACGGGAUUCAUCGGGUCUCAGGUGGUCUGGGACGUACUGCAAGCCGGUUACCGUGUGCGGCUGGUUAUCCGUCGUGCUGAGCAGAAGGCCAAACUCGAGCGAGUCUAUGCCUCACACGUCGAGCAGUUAGAGUUUGCUGUGAUUCCGGACUUGACUGCGGAUGGAUGCUUCGACGAGCCACUGCACGGCGUGGACUAUGCCUUGCAUCUUGCCUCUCCACUGCCAGGCGCGGGGGACAGCGAUCUUCUGGCUCCAGCUGUCCAAGGGACCGUUUCGAUUCUGCAUUCCGCGCUGAAGGUGUCCAGCAUCAAGAAGAUCGUCGUAACGGCCUCGGUAGUGUCGUUCAUCCCACUGGGAGGAGCUCCAGAUGGGUCAGUGGUAAGGGAAACAACCGAGGUCCAAGACGUCGAGGCAGGGCAGGUUGCUUCCCUGAGCCCAAUGGAGCAAUAUCACGCCAGCAAGAUCGCGUCUUAUAAGGCAACCCUGGACUUUGUGCGUGACCAUCAUCCACACUUCGAUGUGGUGACUCUCCACCCGGUCUUUGUGUUCGGCCACAAUCAUGCGCAAGAAUCAGCCGACCAGCUGGGAGGCACUUGCGGCAUGCUAUAUCAGGCGAUCACGACCGGGAAGCUGUUUGCUGGCCAGUUUCGGGGCGUGCACGUCAAGGAUGUGUCUACAGCACAUGUCAAGGUCUUGGACAGCUCCAUACAGGGGUUGCAAUCAUAUCUCUUGGCGGCACCGCCCCGGUCGUGGGCAGAUGUUGCGGCUUUUGUUCGUGUGCGAUAUCCCGAAGUGGGGAUUGAACUGGAGCCGAGAGAAGGAACGAGCUAUGUACUCGACACGUCAAAGGUCGAAAAGGAGCUAGGAUUGAAGUUCAGGGGAAUGGAAGAGCAAGUGAGCGAGGUGAUCGACCAGCAGCUGGGGUUUAAGUGAGCAUUUCCGGCUGGGGUGCUUGCUUGGUGAGGGGCCUAUUGGCAGUGAUAUUGAGAGAGUAGUGAAUGGAAGGUUUGGGUGGAUGGUCAGUAUCUGGGUCUCAAUUGUGUUUGACUCUUGCUUCUGCUUCGAUCUGCGUCGCCUUACCUUUUU
This is a messenger RNA of Aspergillus homomorphus CBS 101889, 1137 nucleotides long. Its product is annotated as putative 3-beta hydroxysteroid dehydrogenase/isomerase. The transcript is spliced from 2 exons. The record is from RefSeq and is a predicted model, not a curated record. Gene Ontology annotation, molecular function: oxidoreductase activity, acting on the CH-OH group of donors, NAD or NADP as acceptor. Bases 25 to 984 code for a protein of 319 amino acids. Lineage: Eukaryota; Fungi; Ascomycota; Eurotiomycetes; Eurotiales; Aspergillaceae.